AUGAGCACAAGAGAAUCUUGUCAGUCAAUUGAUGGCAGUAACACGUUCCCUGCAGAAUAUGAGGACUCGAAGGUUCAUGUGAAUUUCAUGCCUGCAAGAGGCGAUGCCAGUGCUGGUUAUCCAAUGAACACACAAGGAAGAGAAGCUAAAAAUAGUAGCAGGACACAUAUAAGUGGAAAUUUUCCUAGUUUAGGAUUUAGCCAUUCUAUAUUGCAGCAUGCUGAAGAAAUUAACAAUGAUGUCAAGGCCAGUCCUGUUCAGUUUGGUUAUCCAGGAAAUGCUGAUGGGAGUUUUCUGACACUUGGAAUUGGGGAUAAUGCAGAAGCGAUGCCCAAUAGUAAUUUCAAUACUCAAGAUGUUCCCAGUAAAAUGAAGGAAACUCUUUCUUUCCCACAUAAUUCUUUUAUUCAAGAAACUUUGCAAAGCUCCUCGAGUCUUCCCCCAUUGACUGGUAGAACAGUAAGCUCCCAAACUGAUGCUGGUGUAUCAUCAAGUUUGGCUCAGAAUUUAAGUUGCCAGAAUUUUGUUUGUAACGAAGCUGAAAAUAUCGGAGGUGCCAAUGUCAGGCAGCUAAAUGUGAUUCCAUCCCCUUGUUUACAGACUCCAGAAGCUGAUAUGCAGGGAACUUUUCCUACGAACUUUAAUAUGCAUUUAGGUUGUCAAGUUGAUAUGGCUGUAUCCCCAUUGCCAUGCAGCAGCAUUUCCAUCAUUCAUCCUGAUUGUACUAGUGUUCCAGCAUUGACAUCAGAAUUACACAAACUUACACUGUUUGCUCGUCAAUCGAUUUCUAACAAGAAACAUAAUUACUUUACACGUAGUUCUAUGAAAUUCUCAUCAGACUCUUCCAUGAAUUCCCAUUUGUUCAGACAUCAAGGGAGCUCCAUCAGGCAUGCUCAAUUAGAGGAGAAUGGAAUUGGCAUCUUUACGAGUACUUAUCUUCGUGGAAAGUUGAUUCCGCAGUCAGAAGGUGUGCCAACUCGAGUUGUUGAUACUGUUCCUUCUCCAUUAAAUGUCAAACCAAUGGGAAAGCAGAUUCCACUAUCAGAAGGCUGCACACCACAAGUUAUUGACAGUAUUCCUUUUCCAGGUAGAGUUGAACCAGUCGGUAAUCUGCUUAAAACACAGAAUUAUGGAUCUGUUGAUUAUCCGCAAAAGGCAGUUGGACCUCCAUUGGCUAUCGCUCAGGCUUAUCCCUGUAGAUUAUCAAAUACUACAGGUCAACCUCAGCAUGGUGUAUUGAUUCAGCUCUCUGAAUGUGCCAAUGGUCAGGUUAUUCCUGUUCCAAAAGUUGAUAUCCAAUCUCCGGCUUCCAAUGUAUCUCUUAAAAGAGAAGCGAAUGAAAAUUCUCAAUCCGCUCCCUCUAGUCAACACAAGAGGAUGAUUCCUCAACCAUCUAGACACCCCUCUGUACCCUACCAACAGCGUAGCAUUCCAGCUCCUGUUUCAGCCCGACCUCCUGUCACUUCUUCUCCUCUUCAUAUAAAAUGGCAAGCUUUUGACGAACCUCCUAAGACAAUCGGACAGAAAUGUUUUCUGUGCAAGAGGGAUCUCUCAUUCACAGCCGAAGGUCCUGUAUAUCAGCCUGCUGUUCCACCAUUUGUUGCUGUUCUUCCUUAUGGCCACACAUUUCAUGACCAUUGCUUGCAAACUAUCACUCCUCAAGACGAAUCGAAGAAUCCUCCAUGUAUUCCUUGCGCAAUUGGUGAAACAUAA
Molecule: messenger RNA, 1713 nt
Organism: Fraxinus pennsylvanica
Lineage: Eukaryota; Viridiplantae; Streptophyta; Magnoliopsida; Lamiales; Oleaceae
Source: the annotation of a GenBank genome assembly